GUCAUGGAAGUUGCUGCCCUCCUCGCCGCCGGUCUUCGUGACUGGAUCGAUUUCGGUGUCAUCGUCGCUAUCCUUUUGCUCAACGCCGCUGUUGGUUGGUACCAGGAGAAACAGGCCGCCGAUGUCGUCGCCAGCUUGAAGGGUGACAUCGCCAUGAAGGCCACUGCCAUCCGUGAGGGUCAGGAACAGGAUAUCAAGGCUCGUGAGCUCGUCCCCGGUGACAUCGUCGUCAUCGAGGAGGGUCAGUCCGUCCCCGCCGACGCCCGUCUGAUCUGCGACUACGACACCCCCGAAGACUUCGAGCGCUACAAGGAGCUGCGCGAGCAGCACCUGCUCGACCCCGAGGAGGACCCCGCCGGCUCUGAGGACAAGGAGGAUGACGAAGGUGAGGGUAUCGCCCACCAGGGCCACGCCAUCGUCGCCACCGACCAGUCUGCCAUCACCGGUGAAUCCCUCGCCGUCGACAAGUUCAUGGGUGACAUCGUCUACUACACCACCGGUUGCAAGCGCGGAAAGGCCUACGCCGUCGUCCAGACCUCCGCCAAGUUCUCCUUCGUCGGUCGCACUGCCACUCUCGUCCAGGGUGCCAAGGACCAGGGUCACUUCAAGGCCAUCAUGAACAGCAUCGGAACGGCGCUCCUCGUCCUCGUCAUGUUCUGGAUCCUCGUCGCCUGGAUCGGUGGUUUCUUCCGUAACCUCAAGAUCGCUACCCCCGAGGCCUCCGACAACACCCUCCUCAAGUACGCGUUGAUCCUGUUCAUCAUCGGUGUCCCCGUCGGUCUCCCGGUCGUCACCACCACCACCCUCGCCGUCGGUGCCGCCUACCUCGCCAAGCAGCAGGCCAUCGUCCAGAAGCUCACUGCCAUCGAGUCCCUCGCCGGUGUCGACGUCCUGUGCUCUGACAAGACCGGAACCCUCACUGCCAACCAGCUCUCUAUCCGUGAGCCCUACGUCGCUGAGGGUGAGGAUGUCAACUGGAUGAUGGCUUGCGCCGCCCUUGCCUCGUCCCACAACAUCAAGUCCCUCGACCCCAUCGACAAGGUCACCAUCUUGACCCUCAAGCGUUACCCCAAGGCCCGUGACAUCCUCAAGGAUGACUGGAAGACCGUCAAGUUCACUCCCUUCGACCCCGUCUCCAAGCGCAUCACCACCAUCUGCACCCUCCGCGGAGACACCUUCACCUGCGCCAAGGGUGCCCCCAAGGCCGUCCUCAACCUGACCGACUGCUCCAAGGAGACCGCCGACCUCUUCCGUGACAAGGCCUCCGAGUUCGCCCGCCGUGGUUUCCGAUCGCUCGGUGUCGCCUACAAGAAGAACGACGACCCGUGGGUUCUCCUCGGUAUGCUUUCCAUGUUCGACCCGCCGCGUGAGGAUACCGCCCAGACCAUCAUUGAGGCCCAGCAGCUCGGUGUCCCGGUUAAGAUGUUGACCGGUGACGCCAUCGCCAUCGCCAAGGAGACCUGCAAGAUGCUCGCCCUCGGUACCAAGGUCUACAACUCGCAGAAGCUCAUCCACGGUGGUCUCUCCGGCACUACCCAGCACGACCUCGUCGAGCGCGCCGACGGUUUCGCCGAAGUCUUCCCCGAGCACAAGUACCAGGUCGUCGAGAUGUUGCAACAGCGUGGUCACUUGACCGCCAUGACCGGUGACGGUGUCAACGACGCUCCUUCCCUCAAGAAGGCCGACUGUGGUAUCGCCGUCGAGGGUGCCUCCGAGGCCGCCCAGGCCGCCGCCGAUAUCGUCUUCCUCGCCCCUGGUCUCUCCACUAUCGUCUUUGCCAUCAAGACCGCCCGUCAGAUCUUCCAGCGCAUGAAGGCCUACAUCCAAUACCGUAUCGCCCUCUGCCUGCACUUGGAGAUCUACCUCGUCACCUCCAUGAUCAUCAUCAACGAGACCAUCAGCUCCAACCUGAUCGUCUUCAUCGCUCUUUUCGCCGAUUUGGCCACCGUCGCUAUCGCCUACGACAACGCUCACUCCGAGAUCCGCCCCGUCGAGUGGCAACUGCCCAAGAUCUGGAUCAUCUCCAUCAUCCUCGGUAUCGAACUCGCCGUCGCCACCUGGAUCAUCCGCGGUACCCUCUACCUCGAGAACGGCGGUAUCGUCCAGAACUUCGGUAACGUCCAGGAGAUCCUCUUCCUCGAAGUCGCCCUCACCGAGAACUGGCUCAUCUUCGUCACCCGUGGAGCCAAGACCCUCCCCUCCUGGCAGCUGGUCGGCGCCAUCUUCGGCGUCGACGUCCUCGCCACCCUCUUCUGCAUCUUCGGCUGGUUGAACCCCGACAUCUUCCAGGACCCCCUCCCCUCCCCGAUGUCGCAGUUCCAGCAGACCGCCAACGGCCACACCGACGUCGUCACCGUCGUCGUCCUCUGGCUCUACUCCAUCGGCGUCAUCAUCUUCAUCGCCAUCACCUACUACCUCCUCAACCAGAUCCCCGGCCUCGCCGACCUCGGCCGCAAGAACCGCAGCCUCCACGACACCCAGAUGGAGAACAUCAUCGGCCACCUCAGCAAGCUGGCCCUCAAGCACGAGAAGGACGUCGACGGCGAGAGCCGCUACGUCAUCGCCCAGAAGGCCACCGAAGAGGAGGAGGACGAUUAGAUGCUUGUCUGUCGUUGAUGUGGUUAUCGCCAUGAUUCAUGGAUAACGUGUGUUGUCGAUCGUUGUUGUUGUUGCUCGAUCUCUGUCUGUCGCUGUCUCACAGCCAUCUUCGUGGAUAAAACUUUAUUUUUCUCUCUCCCACUCUCACUGUCCCCCGAUCCUCUCUUUGUCUCUCCUAUUUUUAAUAUGCUCUCUCUCCCUCCCUCCGCUGUUGUCAUCGAUCGUCCCGCUCCGUGCAAGCCAUCAGUGGAGAGAG
This is a messenger RNA of Dissoconium aciculare CBS 342.82, 2854 nucleotides long. Its product is annotated as plasma-membrane proton-e. The record is from RefSeq and is a predicted model, not a curated record. The coding region runs from base 4 to 2598 and encodes 864 amino acids. The transcript has a single exon. Lineage: Eukaryota; Fungi; Ascomycota; Dothideomycetes; Mycosphaerellales; Dissoconiaceae. Gene Ontology annotation, biological process: regulation of intracellular pH; proton export across plasma membrane. Gene Ontology annotation, molecular function: ATP hydrolysis activity; ATP binding; P-type proton-exporting transporter activity. Gene Ontology annotation, cellular component: plasma membrane.